This is a messenger RNA of Populus euphratica (Euphrates poplar), 1711 nucleotides long. RefSeq names its product Afadin/alpha-actinin-binding protein. The transcript is spliced from 16 exons. The record is from RefSeq and is a predicted model, not a curated record. Bases 187 to 1332 code for a protein of 381 amino acids. NCBI's taxonomy places the organism in Eukaryota, Viridiplantae, Streptophyta, Magnoliopsida, Malpighiales, Salicaceae.
AAGUCCGAAAUCCAAACGAGCCCGUGAUUCUCAAUUUUCAAAAAAUUUGCCCACCACUCCCCUUUGCCAGAUCUAUCACUCAGACAAGACACAUACAAUUUAUAGUUUAUACUCCUCCCUUCCUCCUCAUCCAGUAACUCUCUCCCUCUCUCCCUCUCUCUCUCUCUCAAGCAAGCAGCAGCAGCAAUGCCAACUUCUGAUACUGACUUCGAUCUCAGCUCCUCUCCCGCAUCUGCCUUCUCAAUCGGAGAGUAUACAUUUGCUGAUGUGAAUAACCUGGAGCAUUGUGCAAAGUACUUGAAUCAGACUCUUGUUACCUUUGGUUUCCCUGCCUCUCUUGAUCUUUUCGCUAAUGAUCCGGUUUCAACCGCCCGAACCUGCAACUGCAUUUACUCUUUGCUUCAACAGAGGCAGCGCGACGUUGAAUUUAGAGAAUCUGCCAGUGAGCAGAGACAGAGACUACUAUCAGAUAUAUCGAGAUUGGAAACUAAGGUUGAGAGGCUUGAGUCGCAGUUACAGGCCAAAGAUAGAGAGAUAGCGACAAUAACUAGAACGGAAGCCAAAGCUACAGCAGCUUUUAAGGCCCAAAUUGAAAAGCUCCAACAAGAACGUGAUGAAUUUCAAAGGAUGGUAAUUGGUAAUCAGCAAGUGAGGACUCAACAAAUACAUGAAAUGAAGAAAAAAGAAAAAGAGUACAUAAAGUUGCAGGAGAGGCUAAACCAAGUGUUAAUGGAGAAAAAGAAGGAAUCACGAUCAGGCAUGGAGAUAAUGAAUUUGCUUCAGAAAGAAGGGCGGCAGCGUGGGACAUGGAAUGGAAAGAAGGCUGAUAAUGAUUUCUACAAGAAAAUUGUGGAUGCUUGUGAGGCUAAAAAUCAAGAGUUAAUGGCAGAGAAUAAUGAUUUAAGGGCGUUGCUGCGGUCAAUGCAGGUUGAUAUGCGUGAUUUCUUCAAUGCACCAAAUGGGUCAUCCAAGCAAUCUCCACCUGCCAGUGAGAGACCUGUAACAGACCCCUCACAAUCUCCCUUGGGUGGGAGGACGGAUGUGUUUGACUUGCCUUUUCACAUGGCUAGAGAUCAAAUUGAAGAAAGUCUCCGAACCAAGAUGUCUUCCAUAAAGGAGCGUAUGGUUCAACUACAAGAUGCACAGAAAGGAGCAGAAGUCACUUCUGAAGCGACUGAGAGAGAACUAGAGCUCGAAGCUCAACUUGUUGAGGCAAGAAGCAUAAUCCAGGAGCAGGCAUCUAUAAUGUCUAAGCAUCUUGCGAAGUCAGAGAGGCCAAGGGAAUCUAUCAUCUCUUCACAAGCUGAGGGAGUACGAGACCAACGUGGUUGAUGGCACUGUCUACAUCUUUGGCAUGAAGAUCGAUUCAGUUGGCUGCAUACAAAGGUGAAGGAGCCCAGCAUGUAUGUAAACAUUGUAUACUUUCCUAACCAGAAUAUCCAGUAUGGGUUGUCCUGUUUGUUGCAAAACCUUGAGAGCAUUCUUAGCUAUGGUGUUAAUGUAAUUAGUGUCUUGCAUGUGCAUACAAUUGCUUCUAGUGCAAUUUCAUCCAUCCAUCCAUCCCUUAGUUGUUUAUGGUUCUGCGAAUCGGGUUCCCCAUCGAACAUUAUAUUGCUUCUGCAAGUCGUUCUUGGAGCUCAUAUUCGUAGUUGGAUUUUGCUUGUAACCUUCGACUCUAUAAAUUAUAAGGUUAAGUGGCAGUUCUUCCUUA